Corvus hawaiiensis (hawaiian crow) is the source of this 7858-nucleotide messenger RNA. RefSeq names its product nectin cell adhesion molecule 1 (gene NECTIN1). The record is from RefSeq and is a predicted model, not a curated record. The coding region runs from base 502 to 2049 and encodes 515 amino acids. Gene Ontology annotation, biological process: homophilic cell-cell adhesion; heterophilic cell-cell adhesion; protein localization to cell junction. NCBI's taxonomy places the organism in Eukaryota, Metazoa, Chordata, Aves, Passeriformes, Corvidae. The transcript is spliced from 6 exons. Gene Ontology annotation, cellular component: adherens junction.
GGGCCCCAGCGCAGGGCGGGCAGCGGGCGGGGGCUGCCGAGCCCCGCCGCCGGAGCCACGGCACCGCCGCAGCCCGCGGAGGGCUCUGCCUCGCUGCUCUUUAUUUGUUUUGCCUACCCUCUGUCUUUUUUGUCUGGGGUUUCUUUCGGUUGAUUUUUUCAAUUUUUUUUUUUUUUUUUUUUAAAUCGCAUUUCCCCCCCCUUUCCCUCGCCACUCGCCCGGGCUCUGCGGAAGGAAGCGCCCGCGCUGCCCCGCGGCCGGAGCGCCCCGCGCCCGCCCAGAGGGGCCCCGCGCCCCGCGGAUGUGCGGAGCUCCCCCCGGAUCCCUCCCGUCCUCCCGCCGGCUCUUUGUCCUCACGCACCUACGACCUUUUUUUUUUUUUUUUUUUUUUUUGAAUAUUUUUUUUUUCAAGCAGACUUGAUCAUCACCGGGGGCUGGGAGGGUGGGGGGCCCCGCGGCGCUGCCAGACCGACCCCUGCCCAUCGCUCCUAAGGAACUCUCAUGGCUUCACGGCUGCAGACAAGUUGCCGUGCAUCGUGCUGGACUAUCGGAGUUUGCAUCCUGGCAGCCGCGCUCCUACCAGGGCUGCAAGCUCAGACUGUCUUGGUCAAUGACACCGUCUCGGGGUUCAUCGGCACGGACGUGGUGCUGCACUGCAGCUUCACCAACCCACUGCCCAUCGUGAAGAUCACGCAGGUGACGUGGCAGAAGGCCACCAACGGCACCAAGCAGAAUGUGGCCAUCUACAACCCCGCCAUGGGCGUGUCCAUCCUGUCCCCCUACAAGGAGCGGGUGACUUUCCGGAACCCUUCCUUCAAGGAUGGCACCAUCCAGCUGUCCCGGCUGGAGCUGGAGGAUGAGGGGGUUUACAUCUGUGAGUUUGCCACUUUCCCAACCGGCAACCGGGAAGGGCAGCUGAACCUCACCGUGCUGGCCAAGCCCACGAAUUGGAUGGAGGGCACCAAGAGGCCGCUUAUUGCCAAGUCUGGCAGGACAGAAAAGAUCCUGGUAGCCACCUGCACCUCCUCCAACGGGAAACCCCCCAGCACCGUCACCUGGGACACGAAGCUGAAAGGGGAAGCGGAGUUCCAGGAGAUCCGGAACAGCAACGGCACCAUCACGGUGAUCAGCCGGUACCGGCUGGUGCCGAGCCGCGAGGCGCACCGGCAGCAGCUCAUGUGCGUGGUCAACUACCAGCUGGAGAGGUUCACCGACAGCAUCACCCUCAACGUGCAGUAUGAGCCAGAAGUCACCAUCGAGGGCUUCGAUGGCAACUGGUUCCUGAACCGCAAGGAUGUGAAGCUGAUCUGCAAAUCUGAUGCCAACCCCCCAGCUCACACCUAUGAGUGGAAGCUGCCAAACGGGACCCUGCCAGGGAGUGUGGAAAUCCAGAACAACACCAUCUACUUCAAAGGGCCCGUGUCCUACAGCGUGGCUGGCACCUACGUCUGCGAGGCCACCAACGCCAUCGGGACACGCUCGGGCUUGGUGGAAGUCAAUGUCACAGAAUUUCCCUACACCCCGUCUCCAAUCGAUGAUCACAAAUCCAUGGUGCAGCCGAACAUCCCCACACCGGUGAUUGGGGGCAUAGUGGGAGGCGUCUCGCUGGUCCUGGUGGUGGCCGUGGUGCUCUUUGUGGUACUCCGGCGCCGGCGUCACACCUUCAAGGGUGACUACAGCACAAAGAAGCACGUGUACGGCAACGGCUACAGCAAGGCUGGCAUCCCACAGCACCACCCCCCCAUGGCCCAGAACCUCCAGUACCCCGACGACUCGGACGACGAGAAGAAGCCGGGCCCCUUGGGCAGCAGCACCUAUGAGGACGAGGACGAGGACGCGGGAGGCGAGCGCAAGCUGGGCGUCCCCAAAGCCUACGAGGAGGAUGCCAAGAGGCCUUACUUCACCGUCGACGAGGGCAAGGCCCACCCCGAACCUUACGACGAGAGGACACUCGGCUUCCAGUACGACCCCGAGCAGCUCGACCUGGCCGAGAACAUGGUGUCGCAGAACGACGGGUCUUUUAUUUCCAAAAAGGAGUGGUACGUGUAGCUCCACGCCCCUGCGCUACACUCACACUCACUCACGCUCACGCUCACAAAAAACACGCUCGCGAGCGGUGCCCUCCCUCCCCCGCGGCCCUCCCGGCACACCCACGCACGCCCCAGCCGGCCCCGCACAGACUUUUCGGAUGCUCCCAGCAGGAUCGGGCGGGGCUGGGGGGUGAGCGGGGAGGGAGGGCGGCUGGCUUUGCUUACGGAUCAUUUUUUUUGGGGUGGGGCUCGUGCGGGAGGGCGGGAGGUCGGGUAAUUAUUUUCUCUCGGUUUUUGGUUUGGCUUUUUAAUUUCUCUCUUCGACGACUUUCGUCCCCUUCUGUGGUGUUUGUAUUGGUCGGUGGCUUAGGUGUUACUCUUUGCUUUAACGACUGUUGCCCAGCCUGUAUAUUACACUCUGUUUGUGUCUUCAUGUCUCAGAGUGCCCUUCCCUCCCCGAGGCUCCCUCCUCCCACUCCCACCCCCCUGAAACACUGGAAAUUUGUUUGUAUGUUGUCUUCUCUGUUUGUUUUUUAACCUUGGGAGGGGGGCAGGUGGGCUGUCCGUAGGACAGGGGCCAGGAGAGUUUAUGGCAAUGGAAACAUAGGUGCCAUUAUCAGGUGAAUGGAUUUUGGGGGUUUUUUUCCCCUAAUUACUUUUUUUUUCCGGUGGGGUCUGGGUGACACUCCCAUUGCCUGCUGCACACCUGGAGAGAUUCACACCCAGUUUUUAAUGACUCAAUGAAAGGAAAAUGAGGAGAAAGGGGGGAAAAAUAGCCCUAGACCAAACCCCAGGUGCAGGGGCUGAUAGCAGAGCAGGGAAACAAAACUGCCAUUUUCCUCCUACAAUUUAUUAUCACCUGGCUUUUCAUUUUUCUGUCUUUGUUUGAGUGUGCUUUUAAAAGAAAGAAAAGGAGUAUUUAUUGCUGACAUUUUUCCCCCUGUGAUGGCUCAGAGAAAGGCUGGCUCUUUUUGUUCUUGUUGCUGUUGUUGUCGCUGGUACCAGCCACAGAGCAGUUCACCAGGGCACAUCCACUGGGGAAGGGACCAACUGAGGACACUUUGCUUCCACACAUUCACUGCCUUCAGCUCUGCUCUGCACACCCUGCCAGGGCAGGACCAGCCCCCGAGGUUUAUUUUAUUAUACCACUAAGACUUAAUUGUCAUGUGUUUACACUUUGUUUUUUAUUCUGGUCAGAGCACGGGGGUGCUUCUCUCUCCCUCUUUCUCUCUCUCUCUCUCUCUCUCCCCUAGCAACAACCCCAGCCCGUGGCUGCACCACAUAGCUGGCAUUGAUUGCCACUUUUCCAAUAUCACAUCCCUCUCCUGAGCACGGGCUUGGCAGACAGGGUAGGAGGGACUGAGCUUGGGGUAUUGAUCUCGCCCUCCUUGCCUUGAGCCACGGCGUUGUGCUGGGGAGGUUUGGAUUGCUGCUAUCUCUGCUCUGUGGAUAAAUGGGAUUCCAGACUUCAGGGCCCUCUGUCUCACACCGACCAUCUCCAAAUUAGAUUCACUGGGUUGGGGCUUAUUUUUCUUCUUGUGGGUUAUAUAUAUUUUUUUUUUUUAAUUUGAUGUAUAAAUAAAUCUUUUGUUUGAAAAGAAAUCCCCAGUUUUUUUGUAUUAUCAUGCACAUCUAAAAAUAGCAGGACUAAUUCUCCUCCUGCCUUACCCGCUGGGUUUUGUUCCACAGCGGCGAUCCUGCUGCAGAAGGGAGGAGGGUGCAGAGGGAGACCCACACGGAUGAGUCAAGGUCAGAUCUCUGAUCCAGGCAGCCUCCAAAGCUUUCCUUCCCCGUGAGGUGCUCAGUGCAGACCUUGGGGAGCUCAGCCUGAGCCAUGCCCAGUUUGCUGUGAUUGCAUUAGUGGGGUAGGGCAGUGGGCAAUCCAAUUGUAGGGCUGUAAUCUCUCCGCGGUUCCUGCCAGCCCCUCAGGCUUCCUGGCUUCUGGCACAACAGCCACAUGCCACAGGAAGGCUGCUCUGUGUCCUCUCAGAGCCAGGGCAGGCAGAGAUUCCCUCGGGAUCCCUUAGGCUGAACCGUCCCAGGUCUGUCCGCUGCCACCGGGAGCACCCUGCUAGCAAGAACCCCCCCAGUAAAGGAAAUAAAACCUCUUAACAUCUCUCCAAAUCUCUGAUUACUGAUGAUUAGGGGUGGGAAUGACUUCCCUGCAGUGCCUUGGGAGAGCAGCACACAAAGGGCUUUGAUUCCCCAGAGGGAGAGCCUGUAAUCUGGAUCAGGGCAGAGCCUGCACAGUGUGUGGUGCAGGGAGAAUUCCCAACAAAGUCCAUCUCUGAAGUGAAUAAUCCUUCAGAGCUGGAUCCCACAACCAGGCUCCGAGCAGGACGGUGACAGUGCCUGCAGCACCAAACUCUGGGUGGUCAUCAGCAGGCACAGAGUGAGAUCAGUGGCACAGACCCUGCCCUGCAGAUUUCCCCCAGCACCCCGGGAGGAGGUGGCUUUGGAAGAAAACAACCUUUUAUAAAACCUGCAGGGUCUGGCAGGGAUUCUUCACGUGCAGGCAGAGGCCACUGCUCAGGUCUGGCAGAUUCCCACCACACUGACCCCACAGCUCUGUGUCCUGAAGAGCAAAGGUGCAAAGCCAACGGGGCAGAAGGCCUGGGAGAGUUCAGGAUGGUGUGGCUGUCCCCAAGUUCAGGGAUGACUGAAGAAACCCUAAGAAAUCUGCUUUGGGAGUUAUUACUUCGCCUUUGAAAGUGUCAUUUUUUGAGCUGUAGCUUCCUUGGCUUAUUUAUUGCCCGUUCACACACUGCCCACUUCGUGGGGGCUCAAAAAGCCAGUGGGAUCCAGGGAAAGGAAAGGAGAGAGUGGAGCAAUGUGGAAUUUCCAAGCUAAAGCCUAUGCACGGUUCCCUUCCUGCUGCAGCACUUCUUCCUGCCCAGUACUGCACCAGCCCAAAAUCAGGACUUAGCUCAGCCACUUACCUCCUCAGAGUGGUUCCGAAAAGGGGUCAAAUGAUCAUUUUUCAUCCAGAGCUUGGAGUGGAAGGUCCUUAGACAGCGUUGCCUGGCACAGCAGCGAGGCACCCUGCGAGUUCAAGGUUCAGUGCUGCAUUUCUCUCAUCCUUGAGCUCUCCAGCAUUGCUCCCCUGGUGCAAUUAUCGCCACAGCCACGGAGAAAUGCCACCUCUGCUCCGUCAUUUGCUUCUUGCUGUCCCUUGCAAGGUCAGCUAGAUGGCCAAGAGACUCUUGGGGUGGUAAUUAGCUGAGUGAUUAGCCAUUAAUCCAUAGCAAGGUGGAAGAAAAAAGAAGUGUGGGGGAAGAAAAUCAGAUUGAUGCUUCAUCUGAGGGCUGUUUGGGUCCAGUAAUAGCAUCGCUGCCUUCUCUGGGUUGAAUUGCUCUGAGGGGGCCCUUGAAGGGAAUUAGAUGAGAUUUUCCACCAUCAUCCAGCAGAAAGUGAGAUCUGUCCCUCCCUGCAGCUCAGGAGAGAGGCCAAAGUGAAGAAUCACCUGCAUCCUGCUCCCAGGAGCUUCUGCAGGAGGGGAAUGUGCUGGGACCGUGCAGGGCCCACCAGCAGGGCCAGCCCGGGCUGUUCUGUGCUCUGGUGAUGGUGUCACUUGUCCCUUUGUGCCUCAGUGUCCCUCAGUGGGCAGAUUCUGUCAGGCUGGAGUGCCACACAUGAGCUCACAGGCCGGGCCACCUCUCUGGGACCCUCAGGCUGCCUCGAGUGAAAAAUCCCCUGCUUCUCCACCCCCCCGGCAUCAGAGGUGCUAAGGAGGUGGAAGAUGCCCCUGUGGGACCUGGCAAAGGAGUGGGAGCUUCCAGUUGGGAGAGGGAAGCUGUCCAGGGGCCUCCUCCCCUCCACCUCGGUGCUAGGGAGCAGCUGCUCCCCAGGAAAUGUCCCAUCUCACACCAGUCCCAAACUGGUUUGCCCCACUGGCUGUGCCUGGGCUGCUUCUCUGCCUUCACAUGGCUCAGGGCUGGGUGUCAGUGCCUCAUCUCCUCCCUCCGAGGGAUCAUUGUCCAGGAGGGAUCCCUGCGCUGGGUUUUGCCAGGGAGCAGAGACAUCAGCAUGGUGCUUUUCCUUUUCCCAGCCCUCAUCCUGGAUGGCAAAGCUUGUGGUACCUCAGGGUGGGUGGGGAAGCUGAGCAGGCAGUGAGAGAGAGGUCAGCGACCCGAAAUUCAGGUGAAUUUGGGCCAAUCCCCCAUGUCCUUCCCGGUGUGAAUUCAGGGAGCUGUGCAAGCAAACAUAUCCGUGUCACAACCCACAACGAGCCCGUGCUUUAUGUACAAAGACACCACAGCUAUUUCCCUGCUGGGGCUUAACUCCAGGAUUAUUCAUUGCAAUUCACCCUAGUGAUGUUAUUUUCCCUUAUUUAAUUACCAGGUUUGUUGUUUUUUCUCCCCCUGUUAAAUCAUUUUCAUUCAAGCAGGGGGGGAGAAAAUAAAUUAAGGUAAAAACAACCUGAAGAUUUCCACGUGAAAUAAAUCAACUAAACUGAGAUGGUUGCACCAAAUUGAUUGCAAAGACUUGAGGGACAAAGGGAGCCAUUUUCCUGAUGUUGAGUGAAAAAGAAACACAACAACAGUUCAGCAAAAAUCACGGCGGGUCAGGGAGAGAGAGAUUCCAAAGAUUGAUCUCGAGGCAAUUAGAGAAGGGAGCGAGAUUGGAACGGGGGCUGCUGCUCUGCUUGGCCGUUCCCGUUUGCCACGCACACGCACGCACACGCAGAUUUUUGGGGGUUUGGGUACCCGAUGAGGUGGGGGGGAAAAUCCCCUUGCCCUUGUGGGGGUCAGAUGUGUCAUUCCUGCAGGCUCUGAGGCUUCCCAGUGUGGAAACAGGGGGAUCCCGGGUUGCCAGCAGGUUCAAAUCCACUUUUAAGUUUGCCUCCACCUCUGCUGUUGCAGCCCUGAAGUUUUGGGUCUGUGGGGACAGGGGGCACUGCCAGCAGCGUGUGGCUGCUGCCUGUCCCUUUUUUCUGAGGUGUGAAGCAGCACCUCACCCUCCCCACCCUGCACUCACUGCCCUCCUCCCAUCCCCUUCACACCCAAGGAAAUCUGCUGUGGGUUUGAGCUUUUCCUUGGGAGAAGCAGGGCAGUCCUUGGGACAGGGGAGGCUGUGAAGGUCUCGGGUCCCUCCCCAUCACCCCCAAACUCACCCCAGGGGUGGGGGACCAAGGGCAGAGGGGCUGGGGGAGAGCAGGGGGAGCUCAGCCCAUCAGCAAGGGAAGGAAAGCCAAGCCUUAGAGAGGAGGCUGAGCUUGGAUUUGGGACCAGGGAGAUUUUCCCCAUGUGAUUCCCCGGGGGUGAAUGUAAGGAGCACACGGAGGCAGAUCCUCCGCUAGCAGACGCUGGUGUUGGUGGAGGGACUCUCGCUGAGGAUCUGGAUUUUCUUUUCUUUGGCCUUUCUCUUUUUUUAAAACAUGAUUCCUCAGCUCCAGUGAUUUUCUCUCUUUUUCUUCGUCCUCUGGCUGUAAUGAUCAUUGUGGAAUUAAAACUGCAGACAGACAAACAAACAACCCCAACCCCACUUCUUUUCUUUUUUUUCUCUUUUUUUUUUUUUUUUUUUUUGGUAAUCUGUGUUGUAAGUGCUUUUGUAAAAAACAAAAAUUAAAAAUAAUAAUAAUAAUUAUGUAAUGGACUUUUAUGAUUUUGGUUUGGUUUUUUUUUUUUUUUUUUGGUUGUUGUUUUCCAUCCUUUGUAAUUUGUUCAUUUGGAGUCCUGGGGUGGGGGGGGGGGGUAUUUUCAUGGUUAUAAUUUGUGUGGGUAGGGUGUUGCAUCACCCUUCCUUUUACUUGUACAAAAAACAAAUAGUGGCUCAGCUGUGGAAAAAAAAAAUGUACUUUUUUAUAAAUAAAGAAUUUUAAAAAAAGA